Penaeus indicus is the source of this 3516-nucleotide messenger RNA. Its product is annotated as T-cell immunomodulatory protein-like. Gene Ontology annotation, cellular component: plasma membrane. The coding region runs from base 297 to 2078 and encodes 593 amino acids. The transcript has 3 exons. The record is from RefSeq and is a predicted model, not a curated record. NCBI's taxonomy places the organism in Eukaryota, Metazoa, Arthropoda, Malacostraca, Decapoda, Penaeidae.
CAGAUAUGUUGGGCAAUGUAGAAGUGCGGCAGUGGGUGGAAGGAAUCCCUAUUGCCAUUACUGUGUUGGUGCGAUCUCCAAUCACUUGGUCGGAAGACAACAACAUAGCUGUUGUGACUCAACUUGGGACAUAUAUUUUUGAUUGUUGAAGAGGAAAACAGCAUCGGUUUCAUCCACAAAACUUUCUCUUAAUUUUUUUUUUUUGAAUGUUGGGGAAUUAAAGAAAGUUAUAGUUGUGUGUGAAAGACUUGUUUUAAUUUGAUAUUGUUAUUCUGGUUAUAACAUAAUCUUUCAAAAUGAAAACUUCACCCCAAGCAUUGUUUUGUGUGUUGAUUUUAUUGUGUCAGACUCAGGUAUAUGGAGUCAACAUAACAGACUUAGUGUUUGGUAAAACAGCUAAUUAUAUGCCAGCUGCUUUUGGAGACUUUAACUCAGACAAGCACACAGACAUGAUUGUCCUAACAGAAGAUUUGAAGACAGUUAAAGUUCUGAUAUCCAAUCUUGAAGCUCCUCUACUACGUGAGUCAGACCAAGGACUUUCAUGCACAUUUGAGAAACUCUGGAUAAAGAGCAUAGUCCCGGGUGACUUUGAUGGGAAUGGAGCCAUGGACCUACUCCUGGUUCCAUUCAACAAAGACAGUCGCCUGUACGAGGUGUACGUCCUAUGGGGGAAUCAAAAGAACAUGACCCUCAGCUGUACUUUGGAGGAUAAACCACUGAUGAGACUGAAGAGCCAGCCACUGGUAAUGGACGUGAAUGGUGAUAUGAUUCCUGACCUAUUCGGUGAAGAUGAGAAUGGCACCCGGACGUUCUGGAUCUUUGGGCCUAAGGGUCCCCCCAGACCAGAGCCAAUGGUUGCUCCAGAUCUUAAACCACUACCGCCUCUAAACCUUCCAAGUUCUCAUGCCUUUAUUGAUUUAGACAGUGAUCUAGCAGCUGAUCUCUGGAUCACUGCAGAGGGACAGUUUGAAAUCUGGUCAUCCAUUGAUGGGAAGUACAGUUUGAAUAAGACAAUUACUAUCCCAGAGGGCUUGCAACAUGUUGGCCAGACAGCCUUUGCUGAUGUGAACUUGGAUGGAAAUAUUGAAGCCAUAAUCCCAGUUUGCCAUGAUGCAAAUUGCAAGAAAAGCUACUUGGCUGUGUAUGAUUUCAGGAAAUCAUUAUGGAAUUUCCUUGAUGUUGACUUUGUUGAGGAUGAUGGCACAAUGUGGGCAUUUCCCUUUGCCUCUACAGGCUAUAGGUUUUUAGACACGGUAACUCUGCGUGUCGGCGAUUUCAAUUUGGAUGGCUACCCAGACUUCUUAGUUACCCUGGUCGAUGCAUCCCUAAAACCCCGAGUGAUCUUGAUGGAAAAUACCGAAUGCGAUGAUUCAUCGUGCCAGUAUCAACGGAAAUUUGUAAAUCAGUGGAACCUCUUCAAAGCUUUUGGGGAAACAGUGUUAGGGACCUUCUGUGAUUUCCAGGAGGAUGGUACCCUUGAUGUUCUUUUGGUACAGAAGACAGAUGAUGGGAAAUAUCAUAUGAAUGUCUACAAGGAUUCUGUGGAGUAUGACGCUGUGUUUGUGAAGGUGCUGAUUGGUGGAUGUUAUGGUGAAAUAUGUAAAUUGCAGACUGUUCCAUAUGGGACAAACCAGCCAGGCCCUUCCAUCAGGUACUCCAUUACAACUGCCAAAGGAGGAACUCAGUGUUCUAGGGCAACACAGCUCUCGCAGACAGCCCACAGUGUGCUCCAGUUGCCCUAUACCAUCUUCGGACUUGGACGGAAUUGGAACUUUGUGGAAGUCCUGGAUGUUGGCAUCCCCAAAGGAAACUACUCUGACACGCUCACCAGUAGCUUUACGCAGAUUAUCCCCAACUCGCAACUGAUUGUGAUCCCAUACCCCAUGGAACACCCUGACCAGUGGGUGAGCAAAUUGUUCAUCACCCCGAGUAAGGCUAUGCUCAUGACAGCUGGGGCGCUCAUUGGCACCUGCCUCUUUGUUGCUGCAAUCAUUGGCAUUCUCCACCGCAGGGAGAAGCAGCAGGACAAGCGGGAAAAGCAGCAGGAAGCACACAAGUUCCAUUUUGAUGCUAUGUAGUUCUGAACUAGAUGGUUUGGGUUCUAGCUACCAGAUAUUUGAAAGUGAGGAGGAGGGUGUAACUGUAAGAUUUUUUUUUUUCCCCCUGGAUUUUGAGAGAGGUAGGACUUUAUUAUUUAUAAAAACUAUAAAGUUUGAUGACUCUGGAGUGUAAGCAUGGUGAGUGAUUGGAUGCUUGGAUUCUUUUUCUAGUCAAAUAUUCUGCAGUGUGUCUGAGAGUCAAAUCGUCUACAAAGAGGGAAUUAGAGGAAAAUUUAAGAUGAUAAGCAAUAUCCUAAUAUUCAUUGGUACUAGGAACUCUAAAAUAAAUGAAAGCAUGGAAGGAUUAACCCAUAUCUCAUCUCAUACAGGCCAAAACAACUGAGAACAUUUUGAAAAAUCCUGUGAAAAAAAAUCUGUGCAGUGGAAAUAAUUUUUACCACAUAGACAUAUGAUUGAAAAAUUAUUAUAUAUGUUUCUUGUAAAAGGAACAUUAGCAGGGUAAAUAUAAUGUAUGAAAGAGCUUUAAAUUCAUAUUCUUGGUUUUCUCAAAAAAUGCCAAAGGUUCUGGAAUGGAGUAUCUUCUCAUCUCAGUUUAUAUAAGAUUGUUGUAUAUUUUGCAAUUUUUUUUUGGUGUACAUGUACGUGUGCUUCUGAAGUGCCUGUUUGCCUGUCAUUUAGUCAGUUCCAAUACAGAAAUUACGUGAUAUAGGAUAGACUUCUGAAGCUUUUGAAUUAGAUCUCUGUUCUUUGCAUGAAACAUUAACUACACACAAUGAUCUGUACAUAGAAAAAAAAUUUAAACUUUUCUACCAGUCCCAUUAGGUUUAGAACAUUUUUUGAAAGCCCACAGUAAUGCAGUACUGGCUUUACUACUUGUUUCUGGAAUAUAAUUGUUGGUUGAAGAUUCACAUAUAAGUAAUUAGAAAUCUGAAAUGGACAAAAUAGCUCUUCCAAAUCUUCUUUAUAUUUAUUUGAUUUUUAUAGCCUCAGUACCCAAUAGUUUUUUUUUGUUAUUGUUUCGAUUUUACUCUAUAUUUGAUACAGCAUUGAUAUCCCAAGUCUUACGUUUUAUUUUCGAAGCUGAACUUUUUCUUGAUGCAUAUAAUUUGAACAGGUGAAGGACCAUAGAGAAAAAGCAUUCAGUGGAUUGCCAUUCAUUUUAUUGAAGUGUGCUGACAUGUUUGUAAAUCCCUGUGGCAUAUGAUUUUUGGAGCUUCACUUGUAACAUGACAGGAAGUGUUACUUUUGUUGUUGUUUGAUAUGCUGUUGGGAAGGAUUUCAUUCCAUUUGCUUUAGAUAUUCAGUUGUGUUGUUUCCUAUGCAAUGGUAAAUAUUAAUGUUAAUUAUAAUUUUACACUCCUUUAGUUUUUUUUCCUAUUUAUGAUGUGCUGGAUAUAUAUUAUAUGCUGAAGGAAAUGUGAAAAAAAUUGAGAAUAAAUAUAUAUAUCUAUAUGUA